ACCAACAUCACCGAUUUCUUCGACAACAGCUAUUUCAGACACUACAACUAUUUCUCCAUCCACCAUGACCUCAGAAUCGACAACUUUGAACACUGAAUCUGUCUCAACAGUAGCAACAACGUCUGCAUUGUCAACAACACCAUUCACAUCUUCGACGACAACGUUUUCUUCCACAACACCUAUGUCAGACACUACAACUAUUUCUCCAUCCACCAUGACCUCAGAAUCGACAACUUUGGACACUGAAUCUGUCUCAACAGCAGCAACAAGUUCUCCAUUGUCAACAACUAAAUUUACAUCAGCAACUGCAACAACUUCCAGUCUAAUAACAGUGGCAACAUCAGGAGCGACAUCUCCAUUGUCAACAACAUCAUUCACAUCACCAACAUCACCGAUUUCUUUCACAACAACAAUUUCAGACACUACAACUAUUUUUUCAUCCACCAUUACCUCAGAAUCGACAACUUUGGACACUGAAUCUGUCUCAACUGCAGCAACAACGUCUCCAUUGUCAACAACACCAUUUACAUCAGCGACUGCAACAACUUCCAGUAUACUAACGGUUGCAACAUCAGGAGCGACAUCUCCAUUGUCGACAACAUCAAUAACAUCACCAACAGCACCGUUUUAUUCGACAACACCUACGGCCGACACUGCAACGAUUUCCACAUCCACCAUUACCUCAGAAGCAACAACUUCAAGUACUAACACGAUUUCAACAGCAGCAAGUUCUCCAUUGUCAACAACACGUUUCACAUCAGCGACUGCAAUAACUUCCAAUAUAGAAACGAUGUCAACAUCAGGUGCAACUUCUCCAUUGUCAACAACAUCAUUCACAUCACCAACAUCACCGUUUUCUUCGACAACAGCUAUUUCAAACACUCCAACUAUUUCUCCAUCCAUCAUUACUUCAGAAUCGACAACUUCAAGCACUGAAUCUGUCUCAACAACAACAACAACGUCUCCAUUGUCAACAACACCAUUCACAUCUCCGACUACAACUUUUUCUUCCACAACACCUAUGUCAGACAUCACAACUAUUUCUCCAUUCACCAUUGCCUCAGAAUUGACAACUUUGAGCACUGAAUCUGUCUCAACAGCAGCAACAACGUCCCUAUUGUCAACAACACCAUUCACAUCUUCGACGACAACGUUUUCUUCCACAACACCUAUGUCAGACACUACAACUAUUUCUCCAUCCACCAUGACCUCAGAAUCGACAACUUUGGACAAUGAAUCUGUCUCAACAGCAGCAACAAGUUCUCCAUUGUCAACAACAAAAUUUACAUCAGCAACUGCAAAAACCUCCAGUCUAAUAACAGUGGCAACAUCAGGAGUGACAUCUCCAUUGUCGACAACAUCAAUAACAUCACCAACAGCACCGUUUUCUUCGACAACACCUACGGUAGACACUGCAAUGAUUUCCACAACUACCAUUACCUCAGAAGCAACAACUUCAAGUACUGAAACGAUUUCAACAGCCACAACAUCUCCAUUGUCAACAACACCUUUCCCAUCAGCGACUGCAAGAACUUCCAAUAUAGAAACGAUGUCAACAUCAGGUGCAACUUCUCCAUUGUCAACAACAUCAUUCACAUCACCAACAUCACCGUUUUCUUCGACAACAGCUAUUUCAAACACUCCAACUAUUUCUCCAUCCAUCAUUACUUCAGAAUCGACAACUUCAAGCACUGAAUCUGUCUCAACAACAACAACAACAACGUCUCCAUUGUCAACAACACCAUUCACAUCUCCGACUACAACUUUUUCUUCCACAACACCUAUGUCAGACAUCACAACUAUUUCUCCAUUCACCAUUGCCUCAGAAUUGACAACUUUGAGCACUGAAUCUGUCUCAACAGUAGCAACAACGUCUGCAUUGUCAACAACACCAUUCACAUCUUCGACGACAACGUUUUCUUCCACAACACCUAUGUCAGACACUACAACUAUUUCUCCAUCCACCAUGACCUCAGAAUCGACAACUUUGGACACUGAAUCUGUCUCAACAGCAGCAACAAGUUCUCCAUUGUCAACAACAAAAUUUACAUCAGCAACUGCAAAAACUUCCAGUCUAAUAACAGUGGCAACAUCAGGAGUGACAUCUCCAUUGUCGACAACAUCAAUAACAUCACCAACAGCACCGUUUUCUUCGACAACACCUACGGUAGACACUGCAAUGAUUUCCACAACUACCAUUACCUCAGAAGCAACAACUUCAAGUACUGAAACGAUUUCAACAGCCACAACAUCUCCAUUGUCAACAACACCUUUCCCAUCAGCGACUGCAAGAACUUCCAAUAUAGAAACGAUGUCAACAUCAGGUGCAACUUCUCCAUUGUCAACAACAUCAUUCACAUCACCAACAUCACCGUUUUCUUCGACAACAGCUAUUUCAAACACUCCAACUAUUUCUCCAUCCAUCAUUACUUCAGAAUCGACAACUUCAAGCACUGAAUCUGUCUCAACAACAACAACAACGUCUCCAUUGUCAACAACACCAUUCACAUCUCCGACUACAACUUUUUCUUCCACAACACCUAUGUCAGACAUCACAACUAUUUCUCCAUUCACCAUUGCCUCAGAAUUGACAACUUUGAGCACUGAAUCUGUCUCAACAGCAGCAACAACGUCUCUAUUGUCAAUAACACCAUUCACAUCUCCGACUACAACGUUUUCUUCCACAACACCAACGUCAGAUACUACAACUAUUUCUCCAUCCACCAUGACCUCAGAAUCGACAACUUUGAACACUGAAUCUGUCUCAACAGUAGCAACAACGUCUGCAUUGUCAACAACACCAUUCACAUCUCCGACUACAACUUUUUCUUCCACAACACCUUUGUCAGACAUCACAACUAGUUCUCCAUUCACCAUUGCCUCAGAAUUGACAACUUUGAGCACUGAAUCUGUCUCAACAGCAGCAACAACGUCUCUAUUGUCAAUAACACCAUUCACAUCUCCGACUACAACGUUUUCUUCCACAACACCAACGUCAGAUACUACAACUAUUUCUCCAUCCACCAUGACCUCAGAAUCGACAACUUUGAACACUGAAUCUGUCUCAACAGUAGCAACAACGUCUGCAUUGUCAACAACACCAUUCACAUCUUCGACGACAACGUUUUCUUCCACAACACCUAUGUCAGACACUACAACUAUUUCUCCAUCCACCAUGACCUCAGAAUCGACAACUUUGGACACUGAAUCUGUCUCAACAGCAGCAACAAGUUCUCCAUUGUCAACAACUAAAUUUACAUCAGCAACAACUUCCAGUCUAAUAACAGUGGCAACAUCAGGAGCGACAUCUCCAUUGUCAACAACAUCAUUCACAUCACCAACAUCACCGAUUUCUUUCACAACAACAAUUUCAGACACUACAACUAUUUCUCCAUCCACCAUUAUCUCAGAAUCGACAACUUCGAGCACUGGAUCUGUCUCAACUGCAGCAACAACGUCUCCAUUGUCAACAACACCAUUUACAUCAGCGACUGCAACAACUUCCAGUAUACUAACGGUUGCAACAUCAGGAGCGACAUCUCCAUUGUCGACAACAUCAAUAACAUCACCAACAGCACCGUUUUAUUCGACGACACCUACGGCAGACACUGCAACGAUUUCCACAUCCACCAUUACCUCAGAAGCAACAACUUCAAGUACUAACACGAUUUCAACAGCCGCAACAUCUCCAUUGUCAACAACACGUUUCACAUCAGCGACUGCAAGAACUUCCAAUAUAGAAACGAUGUCAUCAUCAGGUGCAACUUCUCCAUUGUUAACAACAUUAUUCACAUCACCAACAUCACCGAUUUCUUCGACAACAGCUAUUUCAGGCACUACAACUAUUUUUUCAUCCACCAUUACCUCAGAAUCGACAACUUCAAGCACUGAAUCUGUCUCAACAGCAGCCGAAACAUCUCCAUUGUCAACAACACCAUUCACAUCUCCGACUACAACGUUUUCUUCCACAACACCAACGUCAGAUACUACAACUAUUUCUCCAUCCACCAUGACCUCAGAAUCGACAACUUUGAACACUGAAUCUGUCUCAACAGUAGCAACAACGUCUGCAUUGUCAACAACACCAUUCACAUCUUCGACGACAACGUUUUCUUCCACAACACCUAUGUCAGACACUACAACUAUUUCUCCAUCCACCAUGACCUCAGAAUCGACAACUUUGAACACUGAAUCUGUCUCAACAGCAGCAACAAGUUCUCCAUUGUCAACAACACAAUUUACAUCAGCAACUGCAACAACUUCCAGUCUAAUAACAGUGGCAACAUCAGGAGCGACAUCUCCAUUGUCAACAACAUCAUUCACAUCACCAACAUCACCGAUUUCUUUCACAACAACAAUUUCAGACACUACAACUAUUUCCCCAUCCACCAUUAUCUCAGAAUCAACAACUUCGAGCACUGGAUCUGUCUCAACUGCAGCAACAACAUCUCCAUUGUCAACAACACCAUUUACAUCAGCGACUGCAACAACUUCCAGUAUACUAACGGUUGCAACAUCAGGAGCGACAUCUCCAUUGUCGACAACAUCAAUAACAUCACCAACAGCACCGUUUUAUUCGACAACACCUACGGCCUACACUGCAACGAUUUCCACAUCCACCAUUACCUCAGAAGCAACAACUUCAAGUACUAACACGAUUUCAACAGCAGCAAGUUCUCCAUUGUCAACAACACGUUUCACAUCAGCGACUGCAAUAACUUCCAAUAUAGAAACGAUGUCAACAUCAGGUGCAACUUCUCCAUUGUCAACAACAUCAUUCACAUCACCAACAUCACCGUUUUCUUCGACAACAGCUAUUUCAAACACUCCAACUAUUUCUCCAUCCAUCAUUACUUCAGAAUCGACAACUUCAAGCACUGAAUCUGUCUCAACAACAACAACAACGUCUCCAUUGUCAACAACACCAUUCACAUCUCCGACUACAACUUUUUCUUCCACAACACCUAUGUCAGACAUCACAACUAUUUCUCCAUUCACCAUUGCCUCAGAAUUGACAACUUUGAGCACUGAAUCUGUCUCAACAGUAGCAACAACGUCUGCAUUGUCAACAACACCAUUCACAUCUUCGACGACAACGUUUUCUUCCACAACACCUAUGUCAGACACUACAACUAUUUCUCCAUCCACCAUGACCUCAGAAUCGACAACUUUGGACACUGAAUCUGUCUCAACAGCAGCAACAAGUUCUCCAUUGUCAACAACAAAAUUUACAUCAGCAACUGCAAAAACUUCCAGUCUAAUAACAGUGGCAACAUCAGGAGUGACAUCUCCAUUGUCGACAACAUCAAUAACAUCACCAACAGCACCGUUUUCUUCGACAACACCUACGGUAGACACUGCAAUGAUUUCCACAACUACCAUUACCUCAGAAGCAACAACUUCAAGUACUGAAACGAUUUCAACAGCCACAACAUCUCCAUUGUCAACAACACCUUUCCCAUCAGCGACUGCAAGAACUUCCAAUAUAGAAACGAUGUCAACAUCAGGUGCAACUUCUCCAUUGUCAACAACAUCAUUCACAUCACCAACAUCACCGAUUUCUUCGACAACAGCUAUUUCAGACAUUACAACUAUUUUUUCAUCCACCAUUACCUCAGAAUCGACAACUUCAAGCACUGAAUCUGUCUCAACAGCAGCAUCAACAUCUCCAUUGUCAACAACACCAUUCACAUCUCCGACUACAACUUAUUCUUCCACAACACCUAUGUCAGACACUACACCUAUUUCCCCAUCCACCAUUACCUCAGAAUCGACAACUUCAAGCACUGAAACUGUUUCAACAGCAACAGCAAGUUAUCCAUUGUCAACAACACGUUUCACAUCAGCGACUGCAAGAACUUCCAAUAUAGAAACGAUGUCAACAUCAGGUGCAACUUCUCCAUUGUCAACAACAUCAUUCACAUCACCAACAUCACCGAUUUCUUCGACAACAGCUAUUUCAGACAUUACAACUAUUUUUUCAUCCACCAUUACCUCAGAAUCGACAACUUCAAGCACUGAAUCUGUCUCAACAGCAGCAGCAACAACUCCAUUGUCAACAACACCAUUCACAUCUCCGACUACAACGUUUUCUUCCACAACACCAACGUCAGAUACUACAACUAUUUCACCAUCCACCAUGAACUCAGAAUCGACAACUUUGAGCAGUGAAUCUGUCUCGACAGCAGCAACUACGUCUGCAUUUGCAACAACACCAUUCACAUCUCCGACUACAACGUUGUCUUCCAAAACACCUAUGUCAGACACUACAACUAUUUCUCCAUCCACCAUUACUUCAGAAUCGACAGCUUCAAGCACGGAAUCUGUCUCAACAACAGCAACAACGUAUCCAUUGUCAACAACACCAUUCACAUCUCCGACUAUAACUUUUUCUUCCACAACACCUAUGUCAGACAUUACAACUAUUUCUCGAUUCACCAUUGCCUCAGAAUCGACAACUUUGAGCACUGAAUCUGUCUCAACAGCAGCAACAACGUCUCCAUCGUCAACAACACCAUUCAUGUCUCCUACUACAACGUUUUCUUCCACAACAUCUAUGUCGGACACUGCAACUAUUUCUCCAUCCACCAAUACCUCAGAAUCGACAACUUCAAGAACUGAAACUGUCUCAACAGCAGCAGCAAGUUUUCCAUUGUCAACAACACCAUUUACAUCAGCGACUACAACAACUUCCAGUAUACUAACAGUGGCAACAUCAGGAGCGACAUCUCCAUUGUCGACAACAUCAAUAACAUCACCAACAGCACCGUUUUCUUCGACAACACCUACGGCAGACACUGCAACGAUUUCCACAUCCACCAUUACCUCAGAAGCAACAACUUCAAGUAUUGAAACGAUUUCAACAGCCGCAACAUCUCCAUUGUCAACAACACCUUUCACAUCGGCGGCUGCAAGAACUUCCAAUAUAGAAACGAUGUCAACAUCAGGUGCAACUUCUCCAUUGUCAACAACAUCAUUCACAUCACCAACAUCACCGUUUUCUUCGACAAGAGCUAUUUCAGACGCUAUAACUAUUUCUCCAUCCACCAUUACCUCAGAAUCGACAACUUCAAGCACUGAAUCUGUCUCAACAGCAGCAACGUCUCCAUUGUCAACAACACCAUUCACAUCUCCAACUACAACGUUUUCUUCCACAACACCUAUGUCAGACACCACAACUACGUCUCCAUCCACCAUUACCUCAGAAUCGACAACUUCACGUACUGAAACGAUUUCAACAGCUGCAACAUCUCCUUUCACAUCGGCGACUGCAAGAACUUCCAAUAUAGAAACGAUGUCAACAUCAGGUGCAACUUCUCCAUUGUCAACAACAUCAUUCACAUCGCCAACAGAAUCGUAUUCUUCGACAACACCUACGUCAGACACUACAACUAUUUUCACAUCCACCAUUACCUCAGAAUCGUUAACUUCAAGCACUGAAUCUGGUUCAACAGCAGCAGCAACUCCUCCACUAUCAACAACACCAUUUACAUCAGCGACUGCAACAACUUCCAGUAUAGUAAUGGUGUCAACAUCAGGAACAACAUCUCCAUUGUCAACAACGUCAUUCACAUCAUCAACAGCACCGUUUUCUUCGACAACACCUAUGUCAGACACAACUAUUUCCCAAUCCACCAUAACCUCAGAAUCAACUUCCAACAUUGAAUCUAUCUCAACAGUAGCAGCAACUUCUGCAUUGUCAACAAGACCAUUCACAUCUCCUAUUACAAUGUUUUCUUCCACAACACCUACAUCAAACACUAUAACUAUUUCUUCGUCCACCAUUUCCUCAGAAUCAACAACUUCAAAUACUGAAUCUGGCUCAACACCAGCAGCAACAUCUCCAUUGUCAACAACACAAUUUACAUCAGCGAAUGCAACAACUUCCAGUAGAGUAACGGUGUCAACAUCAGUAGCAACAUCUCCUUUAUCGACAACAUUCACAUCGCCAACAGAACCGUUCUCUUCGACAACACCUACGUCAGACACUACAACUAUUUUCACAUCCACCAUUACCUCAGAAUCGACAACUUCGAGCACUGAAUCUUUCUCAACAGCAGCAACAACGUCUCCAUUGUCAACAACACCAAUCACAUCUCCGACUACGAAGAUUUCUUCCACAACAACUACUCCAGCUAAUACACCCUGUUCUCUGCCUUGCACCAAUGGAAUGUGCUUCAUUGAUCCCAGCACAAAAAACUCCACCUGCCAAUGCAAUACAGGAUACGAACUACAUGAAGGUCAACCCAACUGCUUCGACAUCAAUGAAUGUGAGACACUGCCUCAACGGUGUGAACAAGACUGUGUCAACACUGUUGGAAGCUAUGUUUGUUCUUGCUUCCCCGGGUUUGAAGUGAACUCCACUAACAUUCACGGAUGUGUAGAUAUCAAUGAAUGUCUAAGCAAACCUUGUAAAAACAAUGGGACGUGCCAGAACCUGGAUAAUGCCUAUUCCUGUCAGUGUGCUCGUGGAUGGACGGGCACCAACUGUGACCAAGAUAUAAAUGAAUGCCUCACAAGCCCAUGCAAGCACGGGAGCAGCUGUAAUAACAACCCGGGGUCAUUCACCUGUGAAUGUUUAACAGGCUGGACUGGACUCCUCUGCUCAGAAAAUGUUAAUGACUGCAUGUCAAAUCCUUGCAUGCACGGCCAGUGUGUGGAUGGACUCAAUCAAUUCUUCUGUGAAUGUGCCAAGGGAUGGACAGGAAACUUAUGUGACAAAAACGUUGACGACUGCAAAGACAUGCCGCUGUGCCUAAAUGACGGAACUUGCAACGAUCUUGUCAAUGGAGUCAACUGCACUUGUGCCCCAGGGUUCAUGGGAGAAUUCUGCGAAUAUAAUAUUGACGACUGCACUGGAAAUACAUGUCAGAAUAAUGCAACAUGUGUGGAUGGCAUUGGCAAUUUCACAUGCAGAUGUGUAGAUGGAUGGAGUGGUGAUACCUGUUCGAUUGAUACUAACGAGUGUGAAGGAGGGUCCUUCCGGUGCCAUAGAACCCUGGGGGUCUGUAUCAACACACCUGGCUCUUACAGUUGUCAGUGUAUCGCUGGCUAUGCUGGAGACGGCAUCGAAUGUUUUGAAAACAGACUAUUUGAUUAUGGUCCAGAAGUGAAUGACCGAGAGUUAAAAGUCAGGUUAACAGAUUUCGUGUCUCCUUCUUUCACGCCUCCCUAUGGGUUUCCAUUUUCUUCAAAGUUCUACCAACAGUUGUAUUUUUCAGACAAUGGGUUGAUUGUGUUCAAAGAAGGUGAAAAUCCGACACGUUUCGCGUUUCCCAACCCCAUCAAAAAUGGAUUUACGAGUUCAUUUCCUGUCCCCAUGGUUGCCGUUUUCUGGGAUGAUUCCGAUUUUUCAUCAGACAAUGGGACGAUGUAUUUCCAGGAGUACGAUUUUACAAAAACCAGCAACCCCCCGACCAUGCAUGCCCAGGACCUCCGUGAAAGAGUGAAGGCCCAGAUUCGGGCCAACUUCAGCAGUAGCAGUCAACCAGACUUACAGAGCUAUGAUCCCACUUGGAUGCUGAAGAUCACCUGGAAGGAGGCCCCAGCUAUACCUGCCAGGAAUAACUUGGCAAAUACAAAUACCUUCCAGGCUGUCCUGAAUACAGAUGGCGUCUUCUCAUUUUGCCUAAUAAUGUUUAAAGAUGGAGGCAUGCUGUGGAGGCCAGAGACCAGAGACCCUAAUACCAACAAUGCGCUAAUGGGAUUUCACAGUGGAACCAAGGAGCUGUACUAUAAUCAUCCACUUUCGAGGGGAAAUAUGUCGGUUCGUUAUCGUCCAGACCAGGCUAUUGGACUAGACACAGGUUUAAAGGGAAGGUGGGCUUACAGGUUGGAAAAUAACUCACUCAGCAUAACCAACCCAAAGCGUCAAUGCCUAGAGUGGGUUAGGAAUGAGAUAGCCCUUCCUCCCUUGGCCUACUUCACCUCUUGUCCCUGCUCCUAUCAGCAAGGAGUGUUUGACAGUAACUACAUUGAUGGCAACCUAAUAAGCCUCUACUACUCCUUUGAUGUUCACUACGUCCCAGGUGCGCGCUGGAUCUUACAAAGCUUCCGUAAAAAUCGUUUUGGGGGAGGCGUGAGGUGCUACUACAACAGACUGGGGGCACUCAUGUCCGGGUGGUAUGAAAGGCAUCUACCCACCCCGUGGAAUCCUCCCGUCAAUGAAUGGUCUCUCUAUGUCAUUAGUAAUAACCAAAGGAUCGACUUCUACGAUUGGAUGCACAAUGUUUGGUUACCACAAGAGAGGCAGCACUAUCUAGAAAACGAACUGGAACCCUACAGAUCCUGCUGUCAAAAAUCUGGAGAGAGCAGGCUGUGCGAGCUAUAUCAGCAGAGGCGCCCUCGUAACCAGUGUGCUUUCUAUAGGCCACCCACCUCUGCAUUUCUAAUCGGUGACCCCCACAUUACGACGCUGGACAACGUCUCGUAUACCUUCAACGGCCUCGGGGAGUUCACCGUUCUUCACGCAUUCGGAGAGAAUGGCAGCGAGUUAAUCCUGCAGGGCCGGACUGACGUUGCAGGCACCAAUGGGACCUUCAAAGCCACCUCCUUUGUAGCUCUUGUCGCGCACGAGACGGGGGGAGCAAAGGUGCAGUGGAUACUCGGAGAUAACAGCACUGCAGUCUUUUUAAACGACGAAGCUGUGAAUGUAACAGAUGUUCCAUUCAUAAAAAACUCAACAUCAAUUCAGCGGUCAGGAAAUUCAGGCCUAAUGGCCUCAUUCCCGUCGGGCAUCUCCGUGAACGUGUCAGGGGUUUACGGGGCCCUCAGCUACAUCAUUCUGCUGCCAGAAACGUUCAUCAACCGCACGCAAGGCCUACUAGGUGUUUUCAACAAGGAUCCCACAGAUGACUUUCAACCUUCAAAUGGCACUGUACUGCCAUUCAAUGGAACGUUACCACCAGAAUCUACAAUAUUUUAUGAGUUUGGCAUGACUUGGAAAACUACACCAAGCACAAGCCUGUUUUCUUAUAACAGCAGCACUGGGGAGAGCUGGUACACCUUCAACAACAAUAGCUUUGUGCCACUGUUUUAUGAAGACCUCGUGAAUCAAACGAGCCCAGAAAAUCUGGCAGCAGUUGAAAGUACAUGUGGAGGGCAGAAGGAUUGCAUUUUUGAUACACUUAGCACUGGAGACAUGCAAUUCGGACUCGCUACACGAACCAGUACUAACGCGUUUAUCAAAGAGAGCCAAGAGCUAAAAAACUUCCCACCAAACAUCAAUUCCGUUGGACAGAUUAAUUGCAAACUGAAUGAAACAGUGUUCUUCCAGCUGAUUGCAGUGGAUUUAGAAAAGGACCCCAUAGACUUUAACAUCAUAACUAACUCCUCAGACCUCAGUAUUACAAGCGAUGGGAAUUUUACAUGGAGUCCCAGAAGCUCAGAGCCGGUGUUUGGCGUGGUGAGCGCCAGCGACGGCAAGGCCUCCUCUGUGCUGCUGCUCAACCUCACUCUGUGCAACUGCAGCGUCCACUCCACGUGCCUCUACAACCAGACCACCCUGAGCGUCAACGGCAGAGAUGGAUCCACUUACCAGGUUGCUGGCUGUCUAUGUGAACCUGGGUACACGGGGACAUACUGCGCAGAAGAUUUUAACGCGUGUGCAGACGACCCCUGUCACCCUGGCGUGAAUUGCACUGAUUUACCCCCUCCAUCCAUGAAUUUUACAUGCGGGCCAUGUCCAGCACAUCUAAAAGGCGAUGGAACAAAGUGUUAUGAUGAGAAUGAGUGCUUGGCACAGCCACUGGUGUGUGAUCAGACAUGUGAAAACACGCUUAGUGGAUACCAGUGCAGCUGCACAAAAGGAUACAGCAUCAGCACCACAAACAGCUCCCAAUGUGAAGACAUCAAUGAGUGUGCACUGAAUUCUUCUCUUUGUGCAACAAAUGGGCACUGCGUCAACACACCUGGGAGCUAUAUGUGCAGAUGCAAUAAUGGAUUCCAAGGAGAUGGCGAUAAGUAUUGUUAUGAUAUCUUUGAGUGUCGUAUCAAUAACGAUCCCUGCCGCUUAUGGAAUAAUUCCAUUUGUAACAACACUGAGGGGUCCUUCAACUGCAUAUGCAAAAGUGGAUACGCAGGAGACAAUUGCACAGACAUAAAUGAAUGCAACACCAACAAUAACACGUGUCACAGUGAUGCCGAAUGUAUCAACACGGAUGGCUCGUACGACUGUAGAUGCAAAACAGGGUUCGCUGGAAGUGGCAAAAACUGCUACGACAUUGACGAGUGUGGUAAUAAUAGCCUUAACAACUGUGACAGUGCAAGUACAAAUUGUACGAACACUCCAGGUUCUUUCUAUUGUACUUGCGCCAGAGGAUAUACAGGAAAUGGCACUCAUUGCAAUGACAUUGAUGAAUGUUUGAGUAACCCAUGUCAGGAACUGGAAAAGUGCAUCAACAAGAAUGGUACUUUUAGCUGUGAAUGCCAAGCAGGAUACAGAAUGAAUAUUGGAACUUGCACAGACAUUGACGAAUGCACGGAGAAGCAUCCCUGUCCAGUAAAAAAGGAUUGUGCCAACACGCUGGGCUCAUACACAUGCAGCUGUAAAACAGGGUACGAGACUGACGUGGACAGAGAUUGUUCAGACAUCAACGAGUGUGACCGACCAGAUCAAAACAACUGUUCGAAGAAGGUUGGACUCUGCCAAAACUAUGAUGGCGGUUUUCAGUGCCAGUGCCAGACUGGUUACACAGGAAAUGGGGUCAUAUGCAUUGGUAUGUUCUUAACAGCCACAGCUACACUUCUAAGCUAG
Messenger RNA from Lethenteron reissneri (Far Eastern brook lamprey), 12754 nucleotides. RefSeq names its product mucin-2-like. Gene Ontology annotation, molecular function: ErbB-2 class receptor binding; calcium ion binding. Gene Ontology annotation, biological process: cell-matrix adhesion. The record is from RefSeq and is a predicted model, not a curated record. NCBI's taxonomy places the organism in Eukaryota, Metazoa, Chordata, Hyperoartia, Petromyzontiformes, Petromyzontidae.